AUGCGGACACAACGCGAAUACCACAUUGUUGUUUUGGGUGCUGCUCAAUUCGUUCAAAAUGUUUGGAUCGAAAGUUACGACCCAACGAUCGAGGAUUCAUACCGGAAACAGAUUGAGGUAGACGGUCGCCAAUGUAUACUGGAGAUUCUCGACACGGCAGGAACAGAACAGUUCACUGCAAUGAGAGAGCUCUACAUGAAGCAAGGCCAAGGCUUCCUCCUCGUCUUCUCCAUCACCAGCACGUCCUCCCUAAACGAACUCUCCGAGCUACGCGAGCAAAUUAUCCGAAUCAAAGACGACGAAAACGUCCCAAUCGUGAUCGUGGGCAAUAAAUCUGAUUUGGAAGAAGACCGAGCCGUACCACGCGCCCGCGCCUUCGCUCUAUCCCAGAAAUGGGGUAACGCCCCAUACUACGAGACAUCUGCUCGCCGCCGUGCAAAUGUCAACGAAGUCUUCGUCGACCUGUGCCGACAGAUCAUCCGCAAAGACUCCGAGGGGUCAAGAAACAGCGGUGAUCCCAACCGCAAGCGCGAGGGUCCAAAUCGCCAUGACCGCAAGAGAGAUAAUCGCCGCCCGAAACAUCGUCGUGGGCCGUGUGUCAUCCUUUGA
Penicillium griseofulvum is the source of this 609-nucleotide messenger RNA. RefSeq lists its product as uncharacterized. NCBI's taxonomy places the organism in Eukaryota, Fungi, Ascomycota, Eurotiomycetes, Eurotiales, Aspergillaceae. Gene Ontology annotation, molecular function: GDP binding; GTP binding; GTPase activity. The transcript is spliced from 7 exons. Gene Ontology annotation, cellular component: plasma membrane. The record is from RefSeq and is a predicted model, not a curated record. The coding region runs from base 1 to 609 and encodes 202 amino acids. Gene Ontology annotation, biological process: signal transduction.